AUGUUUUCCUUCUCCGGUGUCUCCGCCCUUUCUUGUUUCUUAUUUCUUCUUAUAUCCUCGCAGCAGCAGCAGCUAGCAGCAGCAAGAGCAGCAAUGCCCUCCAGUACAGCAGAAGCAGCAGCAGCAACAGCAGCAGUAGAAAGAGCAGUAACAGAAGCAGCAGCAGCAGCAGAAGCAGCAGCAGCAGCAGCAGCAGAAGCAGAAGCAGAAGCAGCAGCAGCAGCAGCAGGUCAACAGAGUGAUUCAACUACCUCUAGCUAUGACUAUGUUCCUGAUCGUCUUGCUGCAGUGCAGCAGGAGAUAAAAGAAGCAGCAGCAGCAGCAGCAGCAGCAUCAGGAGCAGCAGCAGCAGGAGAAGGAGAAGAAGAUAUAAAAGUACCUCUUCUUAUUGCUGUAUCCAAGACACAUCCUGCUGCUGCUGUUGCUGCUGCUGCUGCAGCAGGAAUCCGCCAUUUUGGGGAAAAUUAUCCCCAAGAAUUAAUACAAAAAUCUAAAGAAUUACCUCUAGAUAUUCAAUGGCAUCUUAUUGGUGGUCUACAAACAAACAAAGUUAGUAAAUUAAUAAAAGAAGUAAAAAAUUUAUAUUCAAUUGAUUCUCUUGAUUCAAUUAAAUUAGCAGAAAAAAUACAACAAGAAGCAGCAGCAGCAGAUAAACAUAUUAAUGUAUUAAUACAAGUAAGUACCAGCAAUAGCAGCAGCAGCAGCAACAGCAGCAGCAGCAACAGCAGCAGCAGCAGCAGCAGCAGCAGCAAAAUUAUAUUUUCAUGA
Molecule: messenger RNA, 768 nt
Organism: Eimeria maxima
Lineage: Eukaryota; Apicomplexa; Conoidasida; Eucoccidiorida; Eimeriidae
Product: proline synthetase co-transcribed protein, putative
Exons: 2
Coding region: 1-768 (255 amino acids)
Cellular component (GO): intracellular anatomical structure
Molecular function (GO): pyridoxal phosphate binding
Source: RefSeq, a predicted model, not a curated record